Pyricularia pennisetigena is the source of this 693-nucleotide messenger RNA. RefSeq lists its product as uncharacterized. Bases 1 to 693 code for a protein of 230 amino acids. The transcript has 2 exons. Lineage: Eukaryota; Fungi; Ascomycota; Sordariomycetes; Magnaporthales; Pyriculariaceae. The record is from RefSeq and is a predicted model, not a curated record.
AUGGGAGGCUGCUCCGGCUCUUCUGCCAGGUCCGUUGCAUCUUCGCCAAGAGAAAACAACGAAACCUUUUGCUUCUUCUUGGGCGCUUCGGCAGGGGGACCGGCAGUCUUGGAUGUUGCAAAUUCUGUCGGUUGCUUCGGUGGCGCCGCAGCCGGCGUGCUUUUGGGCUUGGCGGCGAUGCUCUUCUUGCCAGCAGGCUUCCUCGCUACCGACAGCGGCCGAAACAUCAGCGGCUUACCGAUCAUCUUGACUUCUUUCUCUGGCUCCGGUUUCGGGUCUGCCGAUGUUGAAGAGUCUGCAGAGGUCGUCCCGGCCUGUUGCGACUUGGGUGGGGGUAGAUUCAGCUUGAGUCCACCCGAACCUCCUCCUAGUUCUACGGCAGUCUCGUCGUCGUCGUCGUCACCAUCUGCAGACUGGACCGCGGCGGGCUCGCGACUAAAGGCAGCCUCCGAACUGGUUUUGAAAAAGGUGAACGGAACCGCCCGCGCCCCUCCUGAUGCCGACGCCGUCGAUUUGGCGACGGCCGGUGGAGCUGUCUUCUUCGGAGCAGGCAGAGCGGACCUGAAGCUGCUGAAGAGACCGCCCCCUUUGCCUUCUGUCCUGGCCCGCUUGGCCGGCGGCUCAUCUGAUGCGGAAGAUUGCGGUAGGCUGACUACGAUCUUGCCCGGGUUGCUGCGGUCGAUCAGCUUUUGA